AGAUUGUCAUGAGUUUGAGGCAGCCUAGGUUAGAAUGAAAUCCUAUCUCAAAAAACACAGAAAUAAACUUACCGACGAAACAAUGACAACAAUAAAAACCGGGCCUAUAAAAGUGUAUGGGUGGAGGCCAUUUUAGAUGGAGUACUGGAUUUUAGCAUUAUGCGAUGGAGCACGUUGUAAAGUGCAUCCUCCCUAUUUGCCAUAGGUCAGUGGCUUUUUUUUUUUGAGCAAACGACUCUCUUAUUGGCUGAUUGAGCAGAUACCCUGGCACUCCACACGUGGCAGUUCUGCCCCCUGUGGGAGUCUUAGACUAGAGAGGCUGUACAGAGGACACGGAAGUAGAGUUGUGUCUGUGAGAGUUGCUGUGAUUAGGGCUCUCCUGGGAGACAGAGAACUAGAGAGAAGGAAGCCUUAGUCCUGGUACCACCUGGUGCCGAAGCCUGCUCAGACAACGAACUAUGCACCGGCUAAUUUCCAGAUUUCGUGCCAUCUUUCAAAGGAAAGCGGACCUGAAGGAGGCGAGGGAAGAGCAGCAGAGGCUCUUGGAAGAUGAUACCAUAUUACAAUACAAACAUCAAGUUAUGGCAGGGUCCUGUACUAACUAUGACUGGAUCCACUUCAGUACUGACGUCAUCGUGACUUGCGACAGCCCUCCGAAAGUUCAACAAAAACUUCCUGCAGCUGCAGAAGAACAAAGCACUCACGGAUUGAACUCGGUCACAGUGGAUGCUCUCUCCUAUGACCAUGAUGAACAACCAGCAGACUCUCACAUGAGAGUUUUGUUUGGCUGUGUGACAGGUGACACUGACUACAAUGAUCACGGAUUGUCCUUCUCUCUAGACAUUGCUUGUAAAGAUUUUCGGCCUUAUAAUGGUGACCUGGUAGAAAUUGAGUUUUCUGAUGAGCAAGACACACAGAACAGAAGGGCCAUCUUGGUGAAGCCUCUGAAACAUUGUCAUAUAAAUGAGGCCUGUGUUACAAAAAUGGAUGGAAGAACUGGGGUGUUGGAAAACGACAUCUUUUUCACCUUGGAUUCUCUUAAACUUCCUUCUGGAUAUGUGCCGCAGGCAGGUGACGUUGUCAAUGUGGUUGCAGUGCAGAGCAUUCAUCCCAACUAUUUCUGGAGAGCAGUUGCUAUGACCCCAGUACAAGUGUUGUAGGAACCAAACCUGUGUUCAAUCUUCAGCGUUACUUGUAUGGGUAGUGAAGGGCCUGGUUUAAUAUUUAAUAUUUUUUCUAGUAGAACCCAUCCUCCCAUGUUAGAAUGCCAAAGCCAUACACAGUGUUGUUUGUCCUGUAGCUCUGAGCAGUGCCUGGUGGAUGGGGCAGACUGCACGUUUAUACCUUCAAUAAAGCUAUUUCCUGAGCAUCAA
Messenger RNA from Rattus norvegicus (Norway rat), 1373 nucleotides. NCBI's taxonomy places the organism in Eukaryota, Metazoa, Chordata, Mammalia, Rodentia, Muridae. The record is from RefSeq and is a predicted model, not a curated record.